AUGGGGAAUUCUACAGGCUCCACCGUGGACGAUCUCCAGGCUGUGGAGAUGCACCUGUGGUACAAGAAGUUCAUGACUGAGUGUCCAUCAGGCCAGCUCACGCUGCACGAGUUUAAGCAGUUUUUCGGUCUGCGGGGACUGGACCCCGAGGCUAAUGCUUACAUAGAACAGAUGUUUCGCACUUUCGACAUGAACAAGGACGGUUAUAUAGACUUCAUGGAGUACGUGGCAGCUUUGAGUCUGGUGAUGCGAGGCAAGAUGGAGCACAAACUGCGCUGGUACUUCAGACUGUAUGACGUUGAUGGCAACGGCUGCAUAGACAGACACGAGCUGCUCAAUAUCAUAAAGGCUAUCCGUGCCAUUAACGGCGGUGAUGCGCAGGAGCUGAGUGCUGAAGAGUUCACAAACCGCGUGUUCGACAGGAUAGAUGUUAAUGGGGAUGGCGAGCUGUCUCUGGAAGAGUUUGUAGAAGGAGCGCGGAGUGAUGAUGACUUCAUGGAGGUGAUGGUGAAGAGUCUGGAUCUCACUCACAUUGUCGCCAUGAUCCACAACCGCAGGCACAGCAUAUAA
Molecule: messenger RNA, 570 nt
Organism: Colossoma macropomum (tambaqui)
Lineage: Eukaryota; Metazoa; Chordata; Actinopteri; Characiformes; Serrasalmidae
Gene: guca1aa
Product: guanylate cyclase activator 1A
Exons: 4
Coding region: 1-570 (189 amino acids)
Molecular function (GO): calcium ion binding; calcium sensitive guanylate cyclase activator activity
Source: RefSeq, a predicted model, not a curated record